AUGUCUACAGACGUUAGAGCUCUCUUGAAGGCUAAAGCUCAGGAACGCUCAAAACGCAUCACUCACCCAUUCGCCGCGUACAACGCGUCUGGACAACUCCGAUGUACGCUCUGUGCCAUUGUCGUCAAAGACAACGAGACAGCGUGGGCAGGACAUCUUGGAAGUAAAUCACAUAGGACAAAUGCUGGUCGAUUAAAAGAAGCACAAGAGCGAGAAAGCGAAAAGAUGCGAUUGGAAAAGGGAAAGCGAAAGGCACUUGUAGCACAUGAUGACGAUGAGCCAGAAGAUGAAGAGGACGAGGUACAAAAUGGACAUCUGGACGCAAAGGCGCAUGGAUCGAAACGACAAAAGACUGAAGAGGAACAGAGACCGUCGUCUGAAUUUGCUGCGAGCAAUUUCUUCUCAGACCCGAAACGUACUCUACCGACGCGAGAUAGCGACGACGAAGGCGACGACGGAGGAGAGCCAGCUUCUACUCCUGCCGCUAAGAAGACACAACCUUCACAACUGGACAUGGAGUGGGCACAGUUUGAACGCGAAGUGUUGGCUAGACCGACGGCUUCAGAGCAAGUAAUGUCGAGAAAGGAUAUUUACGACCGUGCAACAGUUGCUGCUGAAGAGGUCAUCACCUCGACCGCAGACGACGGUUUCCCAUCACAUCUACGACAAGGCAACGGUGCGAAUACACAGGCGAUUCCGAGUGUUGGACCCUCGGGCGGACGAGUAGGUGCAGUGAUUGAUGGGGAAGUCAUCACAGAGCUGCCUCCCGAGGACGAGACGCCCGAACAAGCGAGGGAACGCAAGGAGAGAGAGGAGAGGGAGUUGAUCAUGGAUCGUAUUAUGGAGGAGGAGCGCGCGCAAGAGGAUGCGGAUGAGCGGGUACGCUCGUUGAAAGCGCGACUUGCACUCGUCAAGCAAAAGAGAGAGGCGGAGCGAAAACGAAAGCUGGGGACAACUUAG
Molecule: messenger RNA, 960 nt
Organism: Serendipita indica DSM 11827
Lineage: Eukaryota; Fungi; Basidiomycota; Agaricomycetes; Sebacinales; Serendipitaceae
Source: the annotation of a GenBank genome assembly